Molecule: messenger RNA, 857 nt
Organism: Paramecium sonneborni
Lineage: Eukaryota; Ciliophora; Oligohymenophorea; Peniculida; Parameciidae
Source: the annotation of a GenBank genome assembly
AUGAAAAAGUAUUAUAGUGAAAAUUUGCAGGAUUAUUGCAUUUUCUAUAAAGAUAAAGAACUUCCUGCUAUAAAUAAAACAGAUAAAUUUAAAAAAGCUUUGAUUUUAGAUUCAAUUAAGGAAUAGGAACAUCCUCUUAAUCAAAUAAUUGAAAAAAAAUAAAUUUUUGUGCCAUUUAUUAAUGAAAGAGAUGGUAUGGGAAGAUUGAUUUCAAUAGAAUCUUAUCAUAGAAAAAGAAAAAGUGAUCUUACAAGUCUCUUUAAUUCUCCAAAAAAUAGUCAUGAUUUCUUAAGUAAGAACUCCAUAUCAAAUACUUGUAGCAUUAAUGAAAAUUAACUACCUGCUGCAAAAUUAAAAUUAAAAAAUCUUUUAGGAAGCACUCAUGAAAAUACUGAAUUAUUUUAAUCUACUUUAUUGGCAACUUAAUGUGAAUUUAUACAAUCAUUUCAAUUUAAUUCAAAUCGCAAAUAACUUACUUUUAGAACUCAUAAGAAAAAUAAUAGUUUAUAAUAUAGACUACCUUUAUUUACAAAAGAACAUAAAACUCAUUAAUUUAAAUUAUUCAAAUAACCAAACACUCCUUAAGCUACAAGAUUUUAUUAAAGCAACUUUGUGAUUGAAAUGUUCAAUCAAAACAAGUAAUUCAAAUUGUAAUUUAAAUUAGAAUUCGUCAAUAUAAAUUGCAAUAUAUAUUGCUGAUUGAAAAAAUAGAAAAGUUAUAAACUGAAUUGAUAAAAAAUUUAUCAGCUAACGAAAGACGAAGAACGUUCGUUAAAUUGAAUGGAAAUAGAAGAUUCAAACUAAGUUUAUUUUUAUUACUAUCUAAACCACGCAUUUAAUAUUAGAUGCUAUAAUGA